GAGAGAGAGAGAGAGAGAGAGAGUCACGUGGUUUGACACAUGUGUGAUGGAUGCGGAUAAGUAUGGAAGUAAAAGAUCUUUCAACGUGGUGCACCCGUGUAAAGAUAUUUUUAUCUGCUCCAAAAGCUCCGACAGCAUGAAGGAGGAUUACUCGGUGCUUUCGCCGAAAUUUAGCAAGGGACCGAAGGGACUAGGAGAUCCUAACGACAAAAGUUUAAGGAAGGUAGAGAAAGAUGUGUUGGUACCCAAGUUGAUACGAGAGAGAACCAAAUCCGAAAAGUGUGUCAACGAGGUCAAAGAAUUUCACGAUUGCUGUCUCAAUUCUGGUUUAUUGCAUGUCGUAAAAUGUAGGAAAGAAAAUGAUAAGAUGAAGGCCUGCAUGGAAAAGUGGUUCUACAAUCAAGACUUUAUUAAAGAAUGCACAGAGCAGUACCUGAUGGAAAGAAGUGAAUUUAGAAAGACUGGUAUUCCCAAAAAGCAAAAAAGCGUUAGACUGGAGAGCUCAUCAAUGUGAACAUAUAGAAAAUGAAUUGGCAAUUGUACAGA
Messenger RNA from Acromyrmex echinatior (Panamanian leafcutter ant), 546 nucleotides. RefSeq names its product COX assembly mitochondrial protein homolog. NCBI's taxonomy places the organism in Eukaryota, Metazoa, Arthropoda, Insecta, Hymenoptera, Formicidae. The record is from RefSeq and is a predicted model, not a curated record.